Messenger RNA from Triticum turgidum subsp. durum (durum wheat), 1938 nucleotides. The record is from the annotation of a GenBank genome assembly. NCBI's taxonomy places the organism in Eukaryota, Viridiplantae, Streptophyta, Magnoliopsida, Poales, Poaceae.
AUGGUGUCCCAGAGGAAAGAGUUUGUGCGGGCGUUUCCAGACCAUCUCUGGCGCCCCAGCACUACUCACACUCCCAAGUUUCUCGGACAGGAGAAAGAUGCCGGGCUGUGGAGGGACACCAACUAUGGCGAAGGAGUCAUAAUCGGUGUAGUCGACACCGGCAUCUAUGCGGCGCAUCCUUCCUUUGAUGACAGUGGCAUCCCGCCACCUCCAUCAAAGUGGAAGGGUUCAUGCCAUGGUACUGCUGCUGCCCAUUGCAAUAACAAAUUGAUUGGUGCGAAGUUCAUCACCGUCAAUGACUCUGGAGAUGUCAUAGGGCAUGGGACACAUACCUCGUCCACGGCUGCUGGGAACUUUGUCAGUGGUACCUCGGCCCAGGGUCUCGGCAGGGCCACAGCAGCCGGGACUGCUCCACAUGCACAUCUGGCCAUGUACAGCAUGUGUACGCUUCGUGGGUGUGACUCCGCUGACAUCGUUGCGGGGAUAGACGAAGCUAUCAAGGAUGGGGUUGAUGUGCUCUCACUCUCCCUCGCCCCUGUUUACGAUGUUGAGUUCAGUGCAGACCCGGUAGCCAUUGGUGCACUCAGUGCAGUAGCUAAGGGCAUCGUUGUCGUGGCUGCAGCUGGGAAUAACCGACCCAAAUCAUUUCUUGCAAAUUCUGCACCAUGGUUGCUCACAGUUGCAGCUGGCUCAGUGGACCGAAGCUUCGAGACUGUUGUGCAGCUUGGGAACGGCAAUCGCAUCAAUGGAGAGGCUUUUAACCAGAUUACAAACUCAAGCUCCAAGCCCAAAUCUUUUCCUCUGCAUUUGAACAAGCAUUGCAAAUCAUUGCCUGGAAAAAAUGUGGCCGGCAAAAUUGUGAUUUGCCAUAGCACAGGACCAAUGAAUGACACUGGGCCAUCAAUCAACAAGACCGACAUCAGUGGCAUCAUCAGUGCUGGGGCGGCUGGUGUAGUGCUAAUAAACAUGAAAGCUGCUGGUUUCACCACCCUUCUCGAGGACUAUGGCAAUGUGGUGCAGGUGACUGUGGCUGAUGGCAACAAUAUCACAGAGUAUGUGAGGACAACAAGCAAAGCCAGUGCCAAAGUCAUAUGCAAGAACACUGUCCUUGGUGUCCGUCCAUCUCCCACGGUCGCGGCAUUCUCAUCCUGCGGUCCCAGCGCGUUCAGCCCCGGUGUGCUAAAGCCAGAUAUAUUGGCACCUGGGCUCAACGUCAUUGCUGCAUGGCCACCACUCACCAUGCUUGGAUCCGGGUCAUUCCACAUAAAAUCAGGGACGUCCAUGUCGACUCCACAUGUCAGUGGUGUCGCUGCGCUUGUCAAGAGCUGCCAUCCUGACUGGUCUGCUGCUGCUAUCAAGUCAGCCAUCCUCACCACUGCUGACAUCAUGGACAGCACUGGUGGCCCGAUCUUGGACGAGCAGCAUCAGAGGGCAACCGCGUACGCCAUGGGUGCUGGCCAUGUCAACCCUACAAAAGCAGUUGAUCCAGGCCUUGUGUAUGACCUUGGCAUUACUGAAUAUGCCGGCUACAUAUGUGCUCUCCUUGGUGAUCAGGACUUGGCAUUCAUUACGCGUGACCCGAGGUUGUCCUGCAAAAUACUUCCCAAGAUACCUGAAGCACAACUCAACUACCCUACCAUAACGGUGCCACUCAAGACAAGGCCGUUCACAGUCCACAGAAUUGUGACAAACGUGGGCCCAUCAAAUUCCAUAUACACACUGAAGAUGGAGAUCCCCAAAUCUCUUACAGUGCGAGUCUACCCAGAGACGCUGGUGUUCUCCAAGGCUGGACAAAAGAUUAGAUAUAGUCUGACGGUGAGCAGCUCUGACAGUGAGAGCUCAAACUUCAUGGAGGGAAGUUUGAGCUGGGUCGCAGUGACCCAUGUUGUGCGCAGUCCGAUCGUUGUCGCACUUUUGAUUUCCAUGUGUGGAAACUAA